Molecule: messenger RNA, 2058 nt
Organism: Vitis riparia (riverbank grape)
Lineage: Eukaryota; Viridiplantae; Streptophyta; Magnoliopsida; Vitales; Vitaceae
Product: ATP-dependent 6-phosphofructokinase 6
Exons: 14
Coding region: 257-1723 (488 amino acids)
Biological process (GO): fructose 6-phosphate metabolic process; glycolytic process
Cellular component (GO): cytoplasm
Molecular function (GO): 6-phosphofructokinase activity; ATP binding
Source: RefSeq, a predicted model, not a curated record
GGUUCCACUCCUGCCAAUCCAAUCAACAGGAAACCACCCAACCAAAAGGUCCAAAACCAUCAAAAGCCCCUGGAACCAGUAAAACCCAAACACUUCCAAAAACACAACCUCGGAUCCAAACGAGUCGGCAUUGCUCUCCACUGCGCACGCGACACGCCUCUCAACAUUCCUCUUCGUCUCGAGAGAUCCAUCUCUCUCUCCAAUUCUCUGUGGAGAAGAAAAACAAAUCGAGAAACUGUUCGGUGAGAUUGUGGCGAUGGAAUCUUCCAAUAAUGCUUCGACGACGAAAGUGAUUACCGGCGACGCCGGAUAUGUGCUUGAAGAUGUUCCUCAUUUGACUGAUUACAUCCAAGGGCUUCCCACUUAUCCCAAUCAGUUGCAGACGAACCCCGCAUAUUCAGUUGUUAAGCAGUACUUUGUUAAUGUAGACGAUUCUGUGGCUCAAAAGAUCGUUUGUCACAAGAAUAGUCCAAGAGGGACACAUUUCCGACGGGCAGGGCCUCGCCAAAAGGUGUAUUUUGAGUCAGAUGAAGUGCACGCAUGUAUUGUAACAUGUGGUGGUCUGUGCCCUGGGCUCAACACAGUGAUCAGGGAAAUUGUGUGCGGCCUUUCCCACAUGUAUGGCGUCACAAGGAUCCUUGGGAUAGAUGGAGGAUACAAAGGAUUCUAUUCUCGAAAUACCAUUCCUUUAAAUCCCAAGGUUGUGAAUGACAUCCAUAAACGUGGCGGUACUGUCCUUGGCACAUCAAGAGGAGGCCAUGAUACCUCAAAGAUAGUUGACAGCAUUCAGGAUCGUGGGAUUAAUCAGGUUUAUAUAAUUGGAGGUGAUGGAACACAGAAAGGAGCAUCUGUGAUUUUUGAGGAAAUUAGACGCCGUGGUCUCAAAGUUGCAGUUGCUGGAAUCCCCAAAACAAUUGAUAAUGACAUUCCAGUUAUUGACAAAUCCUUUGGUUUUGAUACUGCUGUUGAAGAAGCACAGCGUGCCAUUAAUGCGGCACAUGUUGAAUCUGAAAGUAUUGAGAAUGGUAUUGGCAUGGUGAAGCUAAUGGGACGCUACAGUGGAUUCAUUGCGAUGCAUGCUACACUUGCCAGUCGAGAUGUAGACUGUUGUUUGAUUCCAGAGUCACCAUUCUAUCUUGAAGGGAAAGGUGGACUUUUUGAAUUUAUAGAAAGACGUCUCAAAGAAAAUGGACACAUGGUUAUUGUGAUGGCUGAAGGAGCAGGACAGGAACUUCUGUCAGAGAGCUUACUUUCCAUGGGGCAAGAUGCUUCAGGAAACAAGCUGCUCCAAGAUGUUGGACUCUGGAUGUCUCAUAGAAUCAAGGAUCAUUUUGCAAGACAGCGUAAGAUUGCCAUUAAUCUGAAGUAUAUAGAUCCUACAUACAUGAUCCGUGCUAUUCCAGGCAAUGCAUCUGACAAUGUGUACUGCACACUCCUUGCUCAAAGUGCUGUUCAUGGAGCAAUGGCAGGUUACACUGGCUUCACGAUUGGGAUUGUCAAUGGAAGACAUGCAUACAUUCCUUUCCAUCGCAUCAAUGAGAGUCGGAACAAGGUUGUGAUAACCGACAGGAUGUGGGCAAGGCUCCUUUCGUCAACAAACCAGCCAAGCUUCCAGAACCCCAAAGAUGUUGCUGAAGUCAAAAAAGAGGAAGCACCUGCCACUGGGUUGCUGGAUGGGGAUAACUCUAAAGAUGACCACAAGCCAGUUGACCAAAAAGCAUAACAGCAUGACAUACAAGGGAGUAUAGCAGUCACCUUUACUUUCAUUUCGUCGCAUCCUAAAUGUUGAGGGGUUCACGGGUGAUCUACCCAUUUUAGUUUAUGAUAUUACUAGCUUAGAAGCAAUGUGUGCCACCGAGAUAUAUUUGUUUGAACUCAAAAACAUUUUGGUGAUAAAAGCAGUGUUAAAUGUUGAGGGGUUCACAGGUGAUCUACCCAUUUUAGUUUAUGAUAUUGAGAGGCCGUAUGCCGCUAGCUUAGAAGCAGUGUGUGCCACUUGAGAUAUAUUUUUUUAACUCAAAAACAUUUUGGUGAUAAAAGCAGUGUAAUAUUGAUUCA